CCACACUCUCAAUUAUGAAGUUAACAACUAAAGUCAUUCAAGAAUUGUACCAAGACAAAUCUAUUGAGGAUUUAAAGGACAUAAAUGCUUCCAAGAAGGAAAUCGACGUAGUCGAAGAUAUCUCCGCUUGCAAAGAACUUCGCAAAGUCAACCUUGCCAACAAUGAACUCGUUGACGAGAAAUCCAUUGCAGGUUUAAAAGAUCUCAAACAAAUUGUUCUUUUAAAUCUUUCUGGCAAUCAUUUUAAAGAUUUUACCGGCUUCCAACAUUUUCAGUCUUUAAAUGUUCUCAAUGUUAGUCAUAACGAUUUGGUCCAUAUGAGUCCUCAUAUCACUAGACUCAAGCAGUUAAAAGCUCUCAUUUUAAAUCAUAACAAUCUUUUAGAAAUCGAAAAUAUCGAGCCAUUACUCCAGUUAAACACUUUAGUGAUAUCUCAUAACAAAGUCGAUAAAGCACCUAGAUUAUCUAGUCUCGCUCAGCUUACAAAGCUUUCAGCUGCCCACAAUCAAUUGACUGAAGUUCCUGAUUUAUCACAUAAUACCUUGCUUAAAGAGAUUCGAUUAAAUGAUAACAAGAUUGCACAGAUACCCGAAACUUUAAGAAAGUGUAACGCUAUUGAAAUUAUGGAUUUCGGAAACAACAACCUCAGCAACUGGACUGACAUUGCCCCAUUUGGCUCUUUAACAAAACUCCAUAAUUUGAAUUUGAAAGGAAACCCUCUUGCUAAGAAGAAGGACUAUCUUGAGAAGAUUCUCGAUCUUGUGCCUUCUCUUCGUAUUUUAGAUGGCGAAAGAUUUGAUCCCAAGUUCUUGGAUCGUAAGAAGAAACAAAGAGAAAAUGUCAACAUCGUUGAAAAGAAACAACGUAUGAAAAGAAUGAAGGUGCAGAAGGAGAAAAAAGAAAAGAAAGAAAGAGGAGACGUUGAUGGAGAUGGAGAUACCAAUAUGGAAGAAGCUAGCGCUACCACUUCUGAAAAUAAGAAGCGUAAGGUUAAGGGUGCAGAGAUUGCAAAGAUUAAGUCUAAGCGAUCCGUUGAUACUUCUGGUGAUGAACCUGCUUUGAAGAAGAAGAAGAAGGCUGCUGCUUCUGAAGAAAAGGAUCUUUUCUUCUUAAAGCCAGAAGAUAAGCCCAUUUUAAAGAAGAAGGUCAAGACUGUUGUGUCUAAAGAAACCGCUCCUAAGAAAAAGUCGGUUGCUGCUACUGCUGCUGCUCCUGCAGCUCCUGUUGCUCCUGUUCUUUCUAAUGCUACCGCUGCUGCGGCUGCUACUCCAGCUUUACCUCAAAAGCCCAAAAGCAAAGCUGAAACUGGUGUUGUUGGUGUUGUGGACAAGACAAAGAAGUUAUUAAAGGCUGGUAAGAAGACAACUGAUGUUGUUGCUGCAUUAGAAAGCGAAAGUAAAAAGCAAGAAGUAAAUGAUUCAGGCACUGGCUUGGAUGUUGGGGGCUGGGAUUAAGUAGUAAAAUUAGAUAAAGUUUAAUAAAUUGUUCAUUAUUGGAACAAAGUUAGAG
This is a messenger RNA of Mucor mucedo, 1509 nucleotides long. RefSeq lists its product as uncharacterized. The record is from RefSeq and is a predicted model, not a curated record. Bases 15 to 1454 code for a protein of 479 amino acids. Gene Ontology annotation, molecular function: protein binding. Lineage: Eukaryota; Fungi; Mucoromycota; Mucoromycetes; Mucorales; Mucoraceae. The transcript is spliced from 4 exons.